This is a messenger RNA of Lycium barbarum (goji berry), 780 nucleotides long. RefSeq lists its product as uncharacterized. The coding region runs from base 1 to 780 and encodes 259 amino acids. The transcript is spliced from 2 exons. The record is from RefSeq and is a predicted model, not a curated record. Lineage: Eukaryota; Viridiplantae; Streptophyta; Magnoliopsida; Solanales; Solanaceae.
AUGGCCAAGUCAGAUCCAGAUGGUAAAGAUGAGAAAGUCAAGAAUGAAACAGAUGGAGGGGGUCAAAAAUGGUACAUGGAUAGCGUCUGCUCAAAGCACAUGAUCGGUGAAAAGGAUCACUUUCUCUCACUCAAAGCUUUUCAAAGUGGGAGUGUAUCCUUUGAAAAUAGUAAGAAGGUGCACAUUCUUGGAGUAGAAAAAGUUGAAAGGACAAUUGCUCAUGCCAUAGAAAAUGCAUACUUUGUAAAUGGUCUGAAGUAUAGCCUGGUAAGCGUGUCUCAAAUCUGUGACAGAGGAAAUGAAGUCAAGUUCCUGUCUUGCUCUUGCACAGUCACAAGUCUCAAAACUGGUGAAGUGGUUCUGGUUGCCAAGAGAUUCAAAAAUGUAUAUGUCAUAGACUUUGGCUCCCAAGACGAAAGUGAUUUGACCUGUCUGAGUGCAAUUGAGGAAGAUCCUGAGCUCUGGCAUAGACGACUGGGGCAUGCAAGCUUUUCGUUAUUAAACAAACUUGUUGUGAAAGACUUGAUUCGUGGAUUACCAAAGGCAAAGUUUAAGGAUCACAAUACUUGCGAUGCUAGCAUAAGAUGGAAGCAGGAAGCUCUGGAAAAAUUUGAUGCCAAAAGUGAUGAAGGUAUCUUCCUUGAGUACUUUUCUCAUAGCAAAGCAUACAAAGUCUACAAAAAAAGGACACAAACUGAGGAGGAAAGUGUGCAUGUAAUUUUCAAUGAGUCUAGCUUUCAAAGGGAUGUUAGGGUUCUAUAUGAUGAAGAGGAAGAUUGA